GUCCCAUGUACACAACUGCCUCCAGGUGGAGGAGGACUCAAGUGCAGCAUUUCAUUAGCAUGGAAACUUCCCUUCGGAGGGGGAAUCGGGACCCCAGAGGGGGUCCUUGUUUGGUAGCAACUUCCAGGACCAUCUCUAGCAGUAUUUGUACCUCUUUUAGCUGCAUCCUCUGACCAGCUGGCCCCGUUUUUCCUUAAGCUGGAUGACACAGGAGCUCUGCCUGCUGCAAGGAGUGAAAGGCGAAGAAUCUGUUCCCCGCUCCAACUGAGGCUCUUGGUCCCCUCCAAGCCCCUCAUCCAAGCCAGUCACAGGAGGAUGGAGGCCUGCCUGGAAUAUCCACCCUCUGGGGAAGUUCAUAUGCUUCUUGGCCAGGACCCACAACCAAGUUUCUGAGGUUACUGGAGUCCCUCCCCCCAUCUCACACACCCCAAAAGCAGCUCAAGCUACAGGAAAACAAUAACCAUACACCAAGCUGGCCCUAGCACUUUGGCGAGGGUCAGGGUGGGAGGGUGGGGAAGGGUCGCCUAGGAGAACUUAUGGCUUUUCUAGCCAAGGCAUUUUACUAGGUCCCCUUGGCCUCUGUUCACCGGGUGUCUCGCUUACAUCCUCACUGCCCAGUUGACACAGAAUGUAGGUCUGGCCCAGCACGUCUGUGGUGGGUGAGGAGGUUGUGAAGACAAUUGCUUGCCAAAGUCGGAAGUGCAAUGCUCCUUUGACUCGGCAACUCUUGGGAGGAUGUGGAGAUCGGAAAUUCAUUUAUUUCACAAAUGUUUGUUGAGUUCUGGUGCGUGCCAGGCAGGGUACUGAGCCAGGGGUUAGAGAAAAAAAAAAAAGCCAAACCACCCAUGAAUUUGUCGAGGACCCUGCCCUCUUGGGGUUUACGUGCUAGUUUUCUAUUGCUUGAUAAUCCAUUUUAUAGAUGAGGAAAGCGUGGUAUAUAUCCGCAGCUGGCAAAGGGUUGGGCCGAAACUUAAGUACUGAGGUCUAUGAACAAUCACUCCCACUCCGAGGCCCGGGCCUCCCAUUCCUCGGAGGGCCCUUCGUGCGACCCCCUUUCUGUUCCUCUUGGAGUCCUGGGCUGCACCAGCCUGCUAUCUGCUCCGGCGCUAGCCCCAGAGGUGCCGGCCUAGCUGAUGCCCGAAGAAAGAAGAAAGCAGACCGCGGGCGGACUGGGCCCGCCCCAACCUUGCGCGAGCUGUCGGCGCCCGGGUCUCUGGUGGGGUAGGCAGAGGCGAGCUCCGCCCCGACCCAGCUGCCAGCCGAGUGCGCACGCGCAGCGGGCCGCGCUCCUUCGGCGGCACCGCCCACCACCGGGGGACGUCGGCGGCGCGCGACGUAGUUCGCAGGAUAAAUGCGGUGGCGCCGGGCGUAGGAGCGAUUAGGCUGGGGUGCUUGGGUGUUCGGACGCUUGGCGGGGUCGUGGCCCGCGCCUGAACCUGCCCCGUUUCGCGCUGUGCCAUGGCGGACGAGGGGAAGUCCUACAACGAGCACGAUGACCGUGUUAGUUUCCCUCAAAGAAGAAAGAAGGGCCGGGGUCCCUUCCGGUGGAAAUAUGGUGAGGGGAACCGUAGGUCUGGAAGAGGAGGCUCUGGCAUUCGGUCUUCCCGCCUGGAGGAAGAUGACAGAGAUGUAGCGAUGAGUGAUGCCCAGGAGGUUCCCCGAGUACGAUACAACCCCUAUGCUGCCCGACCCAACCGUCGAGGUGACAGUUGGCAUGAUCGAGACCGCAUUCAUGUUACCGUGCGGAGAGACAGAGCUCUUCCAGAGAGAGGAGGGGCUGGCACCAGCCAGGACGGGACCUCGAAGAACUGGUUUAAGAUUACAAUUCCUUAUGGCAGAAAAUAUGACAAGUCAUGGCUCCUGAGUGUGAUUCAAAGCAAGUGCAGUGUCCCUUUCACCCCCAUUGAGUUUCACUAUGAAAACACACGGGCCCAGUUUUUUGUUGAGGAUGCCAGUACCGCCUCUGCGUUGAAGGCCGUCAACUAUAAGAUUUUGGAUCAGGAGAACCGAAGGAUCUCUAUCAUCAUCAAUUCUUCUGUCCCGCCCCAUUCUGUACAGAACGAGCUGAAGCCGGAACAGGUGGAGCAGCUAAAGCUGAUCAUGAGCAAACGAUACGAUGGCUCCCAGCAAGCGCUUGACCUGAAGGGCCUCCGUUCAGACCCAGACUUGGUGGCCCAGAACAUUGAUGUUGUCCUGAAUCGCAGGAGCUGCAUGGCGGCCACCCUACGGAUCAUCGAGGAGAACAUCCCCGAGCUGUUGUCCUUGAACUUGAGCAACAACAGGCUGUACAGGCUGGAUGACAUGUCCAGCCUGGUGCAGAAAGCACCCAACCUGAAGAUCCUCAACCUCUCCGGAAAUGAGUUGAAGUCCGAGAGGGAGUUGGACAAGGUAAAAGGGCUGAAGCUGGAAGAAUUGUGGCUCGACGGAAACCCGCUGUGUGACACCUUCCGAGACCAGUCCACCUACAUCAGCGCCAUUCGCGAACGAUUUCCCAAAUUAUUACGCCUGGAUGGCCAUGAGUUACCCCCUCCGAUUGCCUUUGACGUUGAAGCCCCCACGACGUUACCGCCCUGCAAGGGAAGCUAUUUUGGAACAGAGACCCUGAAGAACCUGGUCCUGCAUUUCUUGCAGCAGUACUAUGCGGUGUAUGACUCUGGAGACCGGCAGCGGCUCCUGGACGCCUACCAUGACGGGGCCUGCUGCUCCCUCAGCAUCCCUUUUACCCCCCAGAACCCUUCCCGAAGCAACCUGGCCGAGUACUUCAAGGACAGCAGGAAUGUGAAGAAGCUCAAAGACCCCACCCUGCGGUUCCGCCUGCUGAAGCACACGCGUCUCAACGUUGUUGCCUUCCUCAAUGAGUUGCCCAAAACUCAGCACGAUGUCAACUCCUUUGUGGUAGACAUAAGCGCCCAGACAAGCACAUUGCUGUGUUUUUCUGUCAAUGGGGUCUUCAAGGAAGUGGAUGGAAAAUCUCGGGAUUCUUUGCGAGCCUUCACCAGGACAUUUGUCGCUGUUCCUGCCAGCAAUUCAGGGCUGUGCAUCGUAAAUGACGAGCUGUUUGUGCGCAAUGCCAGCCCUGAUGAGAUCCAGAGAGCCUUCGCCAUGCCUGCACCCACACCUUCCUCCAGCCCAGUGCCCACCCUCUCCCCAGAGCAGCAGGAGAUGCUGCAGGCAUUCUCUACCCAGUCUGGCAUGAACCUUGAGUGGUCCCAGAAGUGCCUCCAGGACAACAACUGGGACUACACCAGAUCUGCCCAGGCCUUUACUCAUCUGAAGGCCAAGGGCGAGAUCCCAGAAGUGGCGUUCAUGAAGUGAUCUGUAGUCAUGCCCCAGAAGAAGCCCCCUGUAAAAUAGCCCUUGGAUAUUGACGUCUCCUUGUCAUGGCUGUCGUUUUCUCCUCUCUGGCCCCGACCGACCGAGGCCACCCUGUGACUGUGACCGUGACCGAAGAGAAUAGGCUGCCGGAUCCCUCUCCUCACCUGCCUUCUGGGAGACUUCUGGAAGACUUCCGGAAGAUUGAGCCUCACUGGUGCCAGGAAGCCAAAGCUUACUUUGUAGAACUGACACUAAACUACCGAAGGACCUAGGUGCUUUGUGUACUUAACCCCAGAACCCUCCUUACUUUUUAAGAUAAAGAGUGAUAUUGUA
Messenger RNA from Leopardus geoffroyi (Geoffroy's cat), 3648 nucleotides. RefSeq names its product nuclear RNA export factor 1 (gene NXF1). NCBI's taxonomy places the organism in Eukaryota, Metazoa, Chordata, Mammalia, Carnivora, Felidae. Gene Ontology annotation, biological process: poly(A)+ mRNA export from nucleus. The transcript has 21 exons. Gene Ontology annotation, cellular component: cytoplasm; nucleus. Gene Ontology annotation, molecular function: protein binding; RNA binding. The record is from RefSeq and is a predicted model, not a curated record. The coding region runs from base 1459 to 3315 and encodes 618 amino acids.